Molecule: messenger RNA, 1434 nt
Organism: Serendipita indica DSM 11827
Lineage: Eukaryota; Fungi; Basidiomycota; Agaricomycetes; Sebacinales; Serendipitaceae
Source: the annotation of a GenBank genome assembly
AUGUCUAAUUCUGAUGGACGGCUUAUCCACACUGGUUUGGCUUUCCAAACUCGGCCACAGCCAACGGUGUAUCGCUCUAUUAUAGACGAGGUCAUUGGUUCCUUGAAACCUGAUUUUGACGAGUUCGGUGUGGGUGAAGACGUGCUCUUGACGCUUCAGCAGAAAUGGGAAUCCCGCGUCCACGCCUCUCGAGCCGCAGACUUUUCAGACUCGCAGGCCUCUGCGAGCAGCAAUCCCCACGCCGCUCAAUACAAUGGCAUCGGUUCAGUGGCUGCAAGUGGCGGAGUGUCGCGUACCGGUUCGCCAAACAUUCAUAGAACCAACUCACCGACAAUCCCCAACUCGCGAGGGGCCAGUCGCACAAAUUCCGUCGGAAACGUGACCAAUGCGUACACCCGAACGAGUUCUUCGAGUUUCUCUAACCCUCCUGUCAAAGCGGAGCCAAUAGAUCGAAGUUUACCAGCUGUCGGUAACCCGCCCUCUGUCGGCGGCAUGUCUCGUACCAACCAUGCGUCUUACAACCCAUCUCUCCAAGGACUCCCUUCGAUUUCUUUGCCACCUCUGAGCAACAUGGGUGCCGUGCCUCCACUGAGUUCAUACCCCCAAAACAUGAAUGCCCUAAACGCAUACGGCGCCAACAGAGGAGUCCCCGGUUACGGUGUACCCCCAGGAGGGAUGACAGAUAACCGGAACGUCCUCAUGCUUAACCGUGGCGCCGCGCCAUAUGGUGCUGGUGCUGCUGGUUCGUCUGCCUCUCAAGUCAAAAUGCCACAAGUGGACGGCACGUGGGAUGAGGAAGAAGGCGAUGAAGAGGGUAGUGUGUCUCUCCGGAAGCGUCAAUGGCUGGUACAGCGAUACCCGUGGAUGGCCGAGGCGCGCCUGGCAAAUGUGGAUACUAGCCAGCACGCCACAUUUGACAUAAUCCCACAAGUGGAUGGUCCAUCUUCCUCUACGCCACCUGUUCCUCCUCUCAAUACGCUUCCGCCUCUCAACCUCCCGCCUGUCUCGUCUGGCACCGGCAUCGUACGUGCUGGCGGUCCCCCACCUCUUACUCUGCCUCCCUUGAACCUGCCCUCGAUGAACACCCCCCCUAUGGGUAACAAGAUUCUUCAUCCUUCUCUUCUCAUCAAGCCACCGCCAGAGGAAGACGUGAAACCUUCUUUGGGAGGUGGUUCUAAUAGCUCCUUUGCUCGCAAUCCCAACGUACCAGCACAACCCUCAGAAGAUAUCAAUUCUGAUCUCGAUGAUACGGAUGAUGAUGAAGGUCCUCAGGAACAACCCGGCAGCGAUCCUGAUGCGGAUGUCACUUAUUGCACAUACGACAAGGUUACGCGUGUCAAGACGAGAUGGAAGGUUGUCUUCAGAGACGGCAUGGUUCAUGCCAAUGGCAAAGAUUACCUGUUUGGAAGGUGCACUGGCGAAUUCGAUUGGUGA